Molecule: messenger RNA, 11105 nt
Organism: Dermacentor andersoni
Lineage: Eukaryota; Metazoa; Arthropoda; Arachnida; Ixodida; Ixodidae
Biological process (GO): sex differentiation; regulation of transcription by RNA polymerase II
Cellular component (GO): nucleus
Molecular function (GO): RNA polymerase II cis-regulatory region sequence-specific DNA binding; DNA-binding transcription factor activity, RNA polymerase II-specific
Source: RefSeq, a predicted model, not a curated record
CGUGCGCCUCGCGAGCACGCGGCACAGCGCAUCAACCCAACCUCCUCGUGCGUGGCGCGCCGCGCCGUCUCGCCCCGGCCCCGACGGCUCCCCAGGCGCCUCGAGACGCGCCAAGUCGACUUCGCGCGCGCUCUUCGGUAGUCGGUGGACCAGUCCCGUGCGUUCGGUUCUCCCCUUGACGUUUUAAACCGAGACCGGAGGACAGUGCCAUGAACGGGACCUACCAGCCGAGGGCUGCCGCUCUGCAGCAACAGCGCUUGCAGCAGUCACAGCUGCAAGGGGGAAACGACGAGCUGCGGGGCCCCAAGUGCGCCCGCUGCCGCAACCACGGCUUCCGCAUCCGCGUGCGAGGUCACAAGCGCAACUGCCGCUUCAAGGACUGUGUGUGCCCCAAGUGCAAGCUGAUCGCCGAGCGCCAGCGCGUGAUGGCGGCCCAAGUGGCGCUGCGCCGGUCGCUGGCCCAGGACGAGGCUCUGGGCCUUGUGCCGAUAAUCGCGAUGCCGCAUGGAGUCGCACCGCACGACGCCGGCGGGGACUCGGCUGACGCCACGGCCAACGCUGCCGCUCAUGGGCCUCCCUCGUCGUGGGCACAGCAGCGUCGGCUGGCCGCUUCGCCGCUCGGGAGCAACGCGGCCAAUGCGGCAGCGGCGGCAGCGCAGACGGCCGCCGCGGCCGCAGCUUUCAGGGCGGUCGCCGCCGCCGCAGCAUCUCCGGCACCCUCUGGGAGCCCCCUGGACCUGCAGAAGCUCGGCCUGAGCGAGGCGGCACUCCUGUACGGAGGCUUGCCCUCCUCGUGGUUCCUGCAGAACCUGCCGUCGCCGGCACUCAUGUACCAGGCUCUGGGCGGACUGCCGUACCCGCCUUACCCGUACUACCACCCGCAGCCCGCGUACCCGUACCGCUCGUCGGGCUGCUACUCGUACCCGGUGGCCAGCGGGUCUCCUCCCGUGGGAGCCACGUCGUCGGGACCGGUGGGAACCGGCGGUGCUGCCGCCACCGGAGGAGCGGCCGCCGUGGCCGCCGCUGCCGCAGCCGUGUACGCCCCGCACCUACUGGCCGCCCAGGCAGCAGCAUCCAUGAGCUCCGGCUGCCCCUCGUCGCGCAGUCCCGAACUGGCGGCCGACUUGGCGGCGGGACCCGUGUUCGGCGGCGUCUUCCGGCCCGUGGCACUCAUGACCACCAGGACAGCACCGCCGCAGCCACCUCUGUCGGCGACGCCCCCCAACGACGAGUCGAGCGACCUGUCGGAGAGCGAGCGGCCUCGCAGCGCCAAGGAGUCGCUGGCGUUCACCACGGAGGCCGCCCUCACCACGCCGCUCAGCUUCGCCAGGGUCAAGGAUGUGCGCUGAGACGACGGACGGGCCGCGUGUCCGCUCACACCAACGACAGGCGGUGCUUGGACGGACGCCGCGCCUUGGGCGCGCUGAGAAAAUCACUUUCACAAUUCACUCGGGUGGGUAACGCCGCAGCUGCUGAAGAUAUAGAAUAAAUAAAUUAAUUAAUUAUAAUUAGUUACUCGCGGAUAAGCAUAACGUCAAACUAAGCGUCUCACCGAAGCUGCUCACGCACGAGAACGACAAGCACUUCAGCCGCCUUCGAGCGCCACCUCCAAGGUCCGCCAGCGGGCCUGACUGAAUCUGCUCCUUCGACCUCGGGCAGCUUCCCAGCGGCAAGGCCAUUUGGUCGACAACGUAUGAAGACUUCGUACUCAACAGUGUCCGCGAUAAAUGAACUGAUUUAGAGAGAGAGUUCUAGGAACAAUUUUUGUCUCCAUUGUCACCUCCCAGUUUUGGUGCGGUUAUGCAUGUAGUAACUGUACAUGUACAAACGCAGAGAUACAUACAUGUGAUUUAUAGUGUUCCUGUUUUGCAGACCUCGUGCGCCGCUAACGGCGCCGAGCAACGCCCGCCCUCGAUGAGCUUAAGUUCGUUCACUAGCGUGCUGUUCGUUUGUUUCUCUGUUCUGUAUCGCCUACGUGUGCAUUUGCAUUCUGUUCUAUUCCAAUUGUGUGUGUGGUGUACGUGUGCAUGGUUGAGACAGAGAGAGAGUUGGACAACGGGUCGCGCAUGCGCAUGCACCCACCAGCGCUACCCGUGAGAUGCCUGAACGCCCGGGUACCAGAGGACAAUGAACAAGCUGAACGAAUGGACUAGCAUCAGCUGUGCAACCUAGUACUUAGUAAUGCUGUGCGCGCAGCAAAAAAAAAAAAAAAAAGGGGGGGGGGGGAGCCAGAACGGACACCUGUCCGGUGUAGUUGCUGCCCACAGUCGCAGCUGUACGGCCGACAGCGAAACCUCAGUUUUGCGUCAAAGAAAUAUCUAAGUCGAGGAAAACGCAUUCCCUCUGACAUUGGCGGCGGCUGGAUUCGUUUGCGAGAAACCAGAUCUUUCUUCUUAUUUUAUUUUUAAAUGCCGGCAUUAGAGUAUAGCCGAGAGGCGCUUUGUCGUUGUGUAGCGCGUAUUUUCGAUUGUUAGCUGUCGAGUUGAUCCUACGGUGAAAAAGACACGGCGCUUGUACGACGACAGCCACGGAAGCUAUAUACUGUAUACCGCCAGCAAACUCAGAAAAAAAAAAGUUGUAUUGCAAAAACGUUCAGACAGCGCGAACUGAACAGCUUGUGCCAUAAAUUUUUAUUUUCUAGUUAUUGAACCCACAGUAGAACCGCGAAUCGCUCGCUAUUUUACCCUGUCACAAGAGUGCCAAGCUUGUGCGUUGAGCUAGUUUGUUUACUUAAUUGGUGAAAUAUGAAGAUUCGUUCCCCGCUACACACCGUAAAGGUGCUUCCAACUCAAGGGCUCGUGCCCUUGUAGCAAUGUAAUCAGAGAUUUGACAGUGAAUGAUUCCAUAAGAUGCAAUUAAAUACUGAGAAGUGAGAAAAAAAGUGAAUUUGGCAUAAAAAAUGCAUGGCACUGUCACGAAGCGGGGUUCUGCUGGCGUUGUUUGUCCAACUCAUUUUAUCAUUAUGUUUUUCUUUCUCUUCGUUUUGGCAGAAUUUUCACAAUAAAAUAACAAUUUCUAUCUACUGCCUACGUUAGUAAUUUACACUGACGUCGCAGCGAAAUUCAAACGUUUCAUAAUGGCAAGCUUAAGAUGCAGGAACUUAACGAGCCCACGUCUUCAAUUGGGAAGUUAGGACAGAUUCUAGUUCAGUCAUCUUACCAAUAAGAGAACAUAGGCUUUCGUAGUGUGAUGCUUGUUACCGUCGUGUCGCGGUUGCUACUAGCGUUCCGAAACUUCAAUCAAUUUUGUAUCACACCCGGCGAAUUCACACAUUGUCCAACGGCAUACAACCUCCGUGAUUUUUGGGAGCUUAAGUCAAGCCUGCUAGUAUUUAGAGCAAAUACAGCAGGUAGUGGGAGAGCUGAACAGAACUAGCAAAUACGUCGCGAUCGCAAUCGAAGAUUUGCCGAGCUUAAAGCCGUUAACACUAGGGCAGAAAACGUUGGUCACUCCCAAGCUUCAGUGACAGCUUUAUACAAUGGUUGCAUGAAUGUGAACCGCUUUAUUUUUGGAAUGUCUGUAAGGAGAUGAAGGACAGAGUGUGUGCUCAUGGUAUUUUGCUACGAUAGGUUUUACGAUAGGUUAGUCAUGUCUCGCGAAGCGUAAGUAAUUAAGUGGACUGCUGUUUGAAGUGUUAAUAUGUAGACGCACCAAACUAUUACAGCCUACGAUGACCAAAAAUAUGCCAUUUGCGAAGGUGCCGGAGCGCUCAAAGUUCCGUUACGACAGCCGAUUCAGUGCGUGUGCGUAUAGAUAUAGGUGUGUGUAUUGAUAAGAUGUCAGACGAGCGUAUCUAAGCCACAGGUGAAGUAUUCUCGACCAGGGCACGUUCUAAUGAACACGAGGGGUGGUUCUGCCGUGGCUACGCGAAUUGCCUAGUAUUUCUCACAAUGCAGUUGCGCUGUAUAAAGCCAAUGGCGCGUAUAAGAUUCGGAUUGACAUUCGAUUCUUUUAUCACACUAGGGUUAUUAGUGCAAGACGCCAUGGACAAAAAUGGAAACAUUUCCCACUAAAAAAGCAUAAAGAGUGGCCAGUCGACUAGUAAUGUUGUUUUCCUUUAACAUAAUUUACGACAACUCAGAUCUUCAGAUGACAGCAGAUCUAAUCAAAGACUUUCCAUAAUGCAGUCUAGCAGUGUGGUUGAGUAAGAAGCCUAUCAACACUGUUAUUUAUCCACGAACUAUUUAUAUUCACAAAUAGUCACCCGACUUUUUGGCAGGACAAAUGUGUAGACUCAUGGAGGAACUCGAAAAAUCAUAUUAGCGCGCUUAACAAAGGAUUAGUGCGUGUCGUGUUUUGAAAAACGUGAAACCAGAAGUGCAAUUUUGAUGAUGGUGGUUGCAAUUGCACACCCUUUCUGUGUGCGCAUGCCAGUCUGAUGUACAAAGUCUUUACAGUGUAUUAUUGUUUUUUUUAAACGUGACUUCAUCGCUUCCUAAUAAUUUAAGUGUUCUGCUUUCAUUCUCAUGUUGAAAACAGAAUGUCUUAAUUCCUUCUAGUUUCUCUCGCUUUUGAAACUUUCUUCAUCAUUCAAACUACAAUAUGUAAUCAUAUUUGCUUUGUAAUCGGCAUUUGUAAUUGAAAUAUCAAGGCUUCAUUCACAAUUCAUGUGCUUUCGUUAUAGUGCCCAUUGCAGCAAGGGCAUUGCCGUGGUCACGUUGUCAAAGUAUGUCGAUACAAACACAGAAUAAAUUCAGAAUAAAUUCAAAGCAAACAUUUAUAUCGUGGGCAGGGUCGUGGAACCGAUAUAACGAGAUAGCCGCGUUUGACGAAGGACCCGCCGUGGCAUUUCCCCGAAAUUCCGGCAAUCUUCUAAUCUCGGGAAAAUCGAAUUGCAGAAUCUGCAAUCGCUUUAUCAUGGACGCAUGUGCACACAGAAGGCGGAUGCAGUCAUGAGCUGUGAUAGACGUGCCGCAGAUAGGGGAGGGCUUGCGUCAUCAGAUGACGGAAGACUUCUUUCUGCCCGGUGCAUAAAGUAUUCGAGGUUUACCCGUGAGGAGCGAAGUCAAGUGCAUUCAGAAGACCGGAAGACGACGGCCCAAACGCGCAAGUCUUCAAUCAUUGCCUAUGCAGGAGUAUAGUGGGGCGCCGCUAUAGGUUUACAGAAAACAACUGCCGGUUGUAAGAAAACGUUAAACAAGCCUGUCUUCAAGCAAGUGCUAAGAAAGUCGUGCGCAAUCUAUCUGCUUUCGUUUUAUUACUUUUCUGCUAAGUCCGGUGCGUACUGAAUUCUGAAAGAGCGCAAGAUAUUACGUCAUGUUGAUCAAAACCUAGCAAUACCGUUUAGCAUUGCCUUGGAGGCAAGUCUGAUUCACAGCAGUGAACAAAACCAUACGAUACCUUGGUUCAGUAUAUCUCACUGGCUUUUCAAACCUUGAAUGCGUGCAUAAGAACACGAAAGCGGAAGCCGAAAGUUAAUGAAAGCAGGCAGAAUAUGCAGUCGACGUCUCAGAAUCUCUGAAGCAGCCAAACAUUACCGCAGCCUGAGCAGAUAGCCUGGAGUUUAGAUCUGCAAUUUGGACUAUAGCAUGUAACACCACCACAUGUACUGUCUUACUGAUUCCAGGCAAACGCUAUGCGGGUAUACAACUAUUUCGUGGAAAUCAUGCUCCGUAGAUUUUUGACGCCGGCUGCACCUUCUGGCUGUAUAGUUAUUCAUUAUGGACAACGCUACACAAAAGAAAGUAACCGGUUGUCCGCUAGACGUCUCAUAUAUCUUUCUGCGAAAAAAAAAAAGAAAAGAGAAACAUAGCUUUCUGUUCACUGCUGUGCUGUUCGUUUUCUUGCGACCGAGCCCCGGUGACUGUGAUACGAUGAUAGUAGUAAUUGUGGUCGAGGAGUGAAAGCCACGCAAGCACAUAAUAGUCUUGGAGAGCGAACCUUACACAGAAAGGAGCUAUGCACUUUUCUUUUUCUGUCGAGCUGGUAUCUGACCGCGGCGCGUGUGAUAUAGACGAGACUUUUGUACAGGAUCUUUAUUCGCGGAGAGACCGUUCGGGAGUGGCCCUUGGCUUCGGGCAAGCCGCACAGAAUAUACGCGAAGCGCGCAGUGCAAGAGUUGCCGCGAGGCAACGCGAAUUGCACACAGAACACAAAUGUACCGCGGCAACGAGGUCAACCAGUGGCUUCCAAAGCUAUGUGCGCGUUACCGCGAUGUACUUAUUGUAGUUACGUCCGCUUAGCCGCAUUUACUAGAACACUGGCCAGCCUCGCGUCUUGAGACCCUGUACGUCGCGGAGAACGUGCGAAGGCACUCCGACGAGGUCGACCGAGCCGUUGGGAUUUUGUAUAGCUGUGGAAUGGGCCAUUCAACCCAGCGGUUUUUGCUUUCGUUUGUCUGGAAUGCAUAGGAUUUGUGUGCGCGACGACAUUUUGGUACCGUGUGCAUGUGUGUAAAGGAAAGCGUAAAUGUGGUACGAGUCGUGAAUUAUUUUUCAGUUUUUCCCGCGGCGGCUGCCUACUCUGUUCUUGUUCGAGUGUGCUUGAGCGCAUGUUGAUAAUGUGCACGUUAUCGCAGCCACUGGCAUUUCUUUUUCAUAAAGAGACACUGUUAACGAAAUGGUCGAGUAUCAUAAAUACAACUUAGACGAAGCAGUUCUGUGAAUUCAGUGGGCUGGUGGGGCAGUCUCGUCCUGGCAAAAGCACCGUGUAUGGACAUAAUUGUCUACAUAUGACAGCAACAUGAUAACUAAACUGUUGCUUCUGCGAAUGGAUAAUGGUAGCUUUGGGCUAGAGCCAGGAUAAUCACUCCAGAGAUGGCUUCAAAACAGUCUUCAUUCUCCCUUACCCUAGGCUCCCUUUUUUUUUUUUUUUUUCUAUAAGGAAAGUUGAGAAAUGACGACUAAACGUUCGUACGUCUUCGGAAGCGCUGUUUUGGAGCAUGUCAAGCAAAGACCUGCAUGUUCAUUUUUCUUGUAUAAUGAUGAAUGGCGCAUAGUUGACAUUCACUAGAAAUAUAAAGAAAUGUCAAAUGGUGUGCCAAUUUGUUUACACCCAUUCUGUACAUGAUGUACACACUUGCGUAUGCCCAUUGUGAUCGUUAUGUCGUCUGUCAAAACAGGGUUAUAUACAGUACCUAAAAAAAUAACAACAAUGUCCACUUUUGUUUCUUUUCUUUUUGAGUCGAGAGUGUGAAUGGCUAGUCCACUAACUAUGCUCUCUUUGUUAAAUUUAAGAUUUCAAUAGAUGUUCCAGUGAAACCGUCUUGUCAAAACGAGCCGAGUCAAGGAAGGCUCGGCGUAUCAUGGCCACGAGACCGUGACACCUUGCAUAUCACUGUAAAGUUGUAAAGUGCAUUUCGAGGUCUAUAUGAGACAUUGUGUGCCAUGCACCAUGCUUGCAGAGUUUAUAAAACCAAGUGUUAUGUGUGCUUGCGUGAACGUGAAGCUUCCAUGUCACCUGCCUGCCCAUUGCAACAUAUGCUACCGAACCAACCAGAAAAAAAAAAAAGGAAAGCUUUGCUGUGUCGUGAAGCCGCUGCUCUCCAGCGAUUCUUUUCCUUCUUACCUUCGUUAUUCUGUCGCCUGCUACACUGGCGCCGCACGAUGACUGCCAGCCGAACGCUUUGCCAUUAUCUUGUAGCAAAAACGCACAGUCACGUGAUAGUUUAUACCUGGGAUCAACUUUCAGACCGCUACAGAUGUGCAGAGCGUAUUAAUGUUGUGCUCGAGUGUUGCGCUGCAGAGCGAAACGUGUUGUCAGCAAGUAGGUUCAAACUACGCUGGUCAUGUGCGCAUGUUACGACGCCACUGAUGACAAGCGUUACGUAUGAGGGAGUUUUAGCUUGACGUACAAGUGUUACACUGACCGUGUCAAUGUGAUAUCGAGACGCUUACGGGAAGAGCAGGGCUAGUGGCAACAUCUUGUGGCGCUGUUUUCAGUUACACUGCUUUCCAGCAGCGUUCUCGGAUCGACUUAGAGAAAUAGUCUCACCUUGCGGAACUGUUAUCGCUUGGAAAAGUGUGAACAUGUCCUAUCGAAGCUUACGUCAAUGCUGAAAUACUUACAUCAGCAAAUAGGCCACAACGGAUUCAAAUGCAAGCUUACGCGCAUUGCUCGCACAAUAUGUAUCCACCAUCUCUCUGCUGUGCUAGGCUACACUACACCUCCGUUGUCAGGGUAAUAACGUAACGGUAAUGCGAUUAACGCUGGUGUGCGAUUCUAGCCACUGUGGAAUUCCACCAUGUUUUUCCUAUUUCAGCCAAUCAAAGAAGCUGUGACCCACUUUUGAGCCAACCAUAGAAGGCAAAAUGGCGGAAUUCGACAACGUGGCCAACUUAAACAGCGUCCCCUGGUGGCUAAGUUUUGCGCUGAUGCGUAGGAUAAGGCCGUGUUCGAAAUGUAUUUGCGUUGUCCUGCUUUCCUUGACAGAAAAUAGGCAAAAUCAACAGCCGUGGUCGAGUUUUCAGUCUAGCAGGUAAGAACUGCAAUGUCGCACAGUAGCACAGUGCGACUUUGGUUGUGCACAGCGUCACAAGAUGUCGCCAUUGCAUAACUGGUGUUCCCGGUGACGUCUCAGUAUUGUAGUAAUACGGUAACGAUCGGUAAUAGGCGUGAAUCUGGCACCUGUUACCUCUGUCGCCAUACGUCCCAAGCACUUACGUCCAAGCAUCACUUUUUUCGCUCUGUAGCAUACUGUACGAGCGCCCUAUAUACCCAAGGCUCAGCGACAGGCUCUGUGAAGGACUGCGAGCUCUUUCGUUCGUUAUCGAAUGAUAUCUUUGGUAUAAUCAUUGCCACAACCAUGUGAAAGUUUUUAAUAAUUGAAUUAAUUUAGAGUAGGGUGGGAAAGAGAUUCCUGUUCACGGCAUAACCGUGUCAGAUGACGGAACAUUCUGUGCUGUCAGCUGCCUCAUGGCUUGUGAGUUAACGCAUGCUUCUUGUGAGUCGUUAAGUUCAGCAUGUGGACUUGUUAAUCAGUUUGUCAUCGAUCAGGCAAAAUGAGAGCAAAACAACACUGUUGUUUGACAACACCAUGCGUUGUCAAACAACAGUUUGACAACGCAUGGCACAUUAAUGUUAUUUUUUCUCUUGUGGUGAUGACACUGCCAAAAUUAAUGCAUAAGACAGGGGUUCACAGGAAGAUGGAUAGAACAGGUAAUUUACAAUAUAGCUAUUGCAGAACUAAGGACAGCUGGGCGUAACACAAAGCUAUUCACGAAACUUAGCACGCCCUGCUUCCGUUGUCGACAAGCGAGGCUUUAUCGCGGCAACUGAAUAUAACACGUGAAACAAUGUAUAAGCACGUUUUUUACAUAUAUAGGGACAUCUCGGAACGUUUUGCAGUUGAAAAGUUGCAGCGCCCACAGGUUUGCACGAUGGCACUUGCAACUUAGAGAUGCGUUCAGGCAAAGGCUCGUCAACGAUGUUUAACUAUUAGAACACGCAUCCGUGGUUAAUGGGGCAUUCGUAGUGAGAUCACAGCAAGACAUCAUUUCUUUAUCUGGCCAGUUUCCGCGCUAGGCUUAAAUAUGUACCAUACACAGCUUUGUUGAGCUAGAAUUAAGUGCUGUCAGUAUAUUUCUGUCAGAAGUGUGUCUUUGUGGUGCUUUCUUGUAUCGCGGUCAUUCCCGUCAUUUAAAUAAGGGUGCGUACUUGGGUCCCAGCGUCUGAGUCAGCUACUGCAGUUUCUAUCAAAAGAAAAAUGUGUUGUAGGAAGUAACACACGUGAACUGCUUUGCAGCCAAAACCACGAACCACUGCCCCUGUAUACUCAAAGGCGCUUCGAUAUUGUAACGUUGUUCAUGUUUCAUGGUCAAAACAUGGCUGCUAGUUCACUGCUUUUGAAGAAAAAAAAAGCAAGAGUUAGUGUUCUAGUUCCACUUCGGACAAACCAGGGUGUUUUUUCAGCUCGAGCUGUGCUCGACGCGAUAUUUUUCCUGCGUUUUCUUGCUUCCACGUUUCGUCCGUGCAACUUCUGCUCUGCCGUCUCCCGAGUGCUGUUGUCGUGCAAAAAACAUGCCUUCCUCCAAGUCGGAACGUCACACUGCUGUCCAAUGUCACUCACACUCGUACCCUUGUAGAUUACUCCUUUUUCAGCUCACGCAGACCAAGAGUUUCUACUCGUUGUCUUUGCUAUAAACAUUAGAAGCUCUGUUAAUGCGUCGAAAUUAGUUAAACCGAAAGCCUUUCACAGACGAAAGUAGAGCCACACGAAAAAGCCCGGUUGGGUAUUGUUGCGUCAGAAACGAUAGCAGCACCGGCAUGCCGAACAAUCAGAAAGUUCUAACUAAAUAAAAUCGGUGCGCAGCCCUUUCAUUUAGGUGUGGCUUGCCGGGUGUCUUAAGGCCAAGAUAUCAAAUGUGCAUUCAUGGCAGUAACCUGGCUUAUACGUUUGAAUAGAGCUUCACUCUGCGCUAUUGUGAUGUAACCGACUUUCGUCCUGUUGUUAAUGCACCGUCAACAGAAAGCCAUAUGGAUCAUUUUUGUCCGGAUCAGAUCUUUGUAAAGUGCGUGUCAAAGCUACGCAAGCCAAUGUACACAUUGCAGAAGUAUUUGUUCAAGCCGUGUAUUGAGCUACCGUGAUGGUCAUGACUUUCUAUUGCUCUGGGGAGCAAAGAAGGCAGCACCAACUCUAUAAAUAUCGCCCUUGGAAAUUUUUUUCAUCGACCUUCAGUAUCGAAUUUCUACGGUUAGCUUGCUGAUGUGUGUAGAAAAUACGCAAUUUGUUGCAAGGGCUGAACGCCAGGAGCGCGGUGGUAGCCCGCUGCAAGGUAUAGAGUCGGUUCCGCUGAAGUGUGGACUGGCUUGCUUACUUUUGAGAGUGGCUCUACAGUUCGUAAGCCGCGCGACCAAGUUCAUCAUUCGGUGCGUGUUCGGCCCACGAGGUCACCGUGUACCCUGAUAUAGUACGUGUCCCCGUAUCAUAGCCUUUAAAAUCUAUAAGAACAAAAAUACAUACACGAAAAUAAAGCUGCACUUUAUUUUGACCUGUCCGACAAUUCACGACUCUGUAUUUUCUACUCCGCCUUUUUCGAGUGCCCGGUGCCUGUGUGUUUUGAACUAUUGUAUUAUAAUAACUAUUAUACCGCUGUUGUGUGACUACAUUGUAACAUAUUAUACCGGAGUAAAAGUGGUGUUUCAUACACAAUAAAAACUGAAAGGUA